AUGUCAAAUAGAACAGAGGUUGCUAAGUGGAAAGAAGCUUUACUCAUGGCUGCCAACUUAUCUGGAUGGGAUCUCCAAGACAUGGCAAAUGGGUUUGAGUCCAAAUUCAUUGCUAGCAUCUCGGAAGAAAUCUUCAAAGCAUUAUCUCAUGAAUCUUUGCAUGUUGGCGAGAAUCUUGUAGGGGUGGAUGCACGCAUAAAGAAAAUGAACUUGUUACGAUUUGUUGGGUCARAUAAGGUACACAUGAUAGGGAUAUGUGGUAUUAGUGGAAUAGGAAAGACAACCCUWGCCAAAGCUAUUUAUAACUCGAUGUGUAUCCACUUUGAGGAAUGUAGCUUUUGUGAAAAUAUCCAAGGAGUCGCUAAGCAACAAGGUCUAACUCAAGUCCAAAUGCAACUUAUUGGUAAAAUCAUGAAAGCAAGAGUUGUAGAGAUAUCAAGUGUUAGUGAAGGAAUUAUGGUAAUAAAGCAAAGGAUGCCAACGAAGCCAAUCCUACUUGUUCUAGAUGAUGUGGAUCAUCGCGAUCAGUUAGAAGCACUAGCGGGUUCACCUGUUUGGUUUUUCCYAGGAAGUUUUAUUAUUUUCACCGGUGAUGACAAACAGUUGCUAAGAUCUCAUAGAGUCGAUGAAAUUUAUGACAUGUCAAUUUUAACACAUUAUGAAGCUUAUGAGCUCUUUAGUUUGUAUGCUUUUGGGGAAAAACAUCCGCCAAAAGAUAUCAAAGAGCUCUCUUAUCAAGUUGUAUACUGUUUGCAAGGGCACCCUUUGGCUCUCAAAGUUUUGGGUUGUUUUUUGUAUGACAAGCCUAUGGAUGUGUGGAAAAGUGAACUAGAUGAACUUAGAACAUAUCCUGAUGUAGAGAUACAACAAAAACUGCGACCAAGUUUUGAUGGGCUAGACCUCAAUCGAAGAAGGACCUUUCUUGACAUCGCAUUCUCAUUCGUAGGGGAAGAUAAAGAUUUUGUGGCAAGUGUACUAGGCAAAGACAAUUCCUUUGCAUAUGCUGAUUUGGAAGUACUAGUUAACAAGUCACUUAUUACAAUAUMACGAGAUGAUAAUUCACUUCAAAUGCAUUGCUUAAUUCAAAGCAUGGCAAGGAGAAUUAUACUUGAAGAAUUAGAGGUAAAGGAAGUCGGGAGCAGACUAUGGAAUUUAUCAGUAGUUUCUAAUGUAUUGAGCAAAAAUAAGGCAAUAGAAGCAGUCGAAGUUCUUGACCUUUUUCUCACAAGAUCUAGUAAAAACAUUCAUAUACACGGUGAAGCUUUCGAAGAUAUGGAAAAUCUACGGAUCCUAAAAAUUUGUGAAGUAGAACGUGGAAACUUUUGGAAGGACUCUAAGGUGAAUUAUUCUGGAAGGUUGAAAUCCUUAUCGAAUAAGCUAAGGUUGCUUUAUUGGUAUGGAUUCCCUUUCAAGUUCCCUUCAGAUUUUUAUCCAGAAAACAUUGUUGCCAUCGACUUGUCUUACAGUCACAUAAAAACUCUAUGGACAACACCUAAGUGUUUUGGAAGGUUGAAAGUGAUGAAGCUAAGGCAUUGUCGUAACCUGACAAAUACCCCUAAUUUCACAAGGAUUACGAAUCUCGAAGAGCUAWGUCUUGAAGGUUGUGUGAAUUUGGUUAAAUUGCACCCAUCUUUUGGAAUGCUCAAGAGGCUGCUUGUUCUAAAUAUGAGAUGUUGCRAACGUUUUAGGGGAUUCCCUUGCAAAGUCGAAAUGGAAUCUCUUGAAGUUUUGGAUCUCUCGGGUUGCUCAAAAGUGGACAAACUUCCGGAAUUCUUCGGCAACAUCCAGACUUUGAGGGAGUUUUCUGUUGAUGGAACGGCCAUAACAGAGCCAAUACAACCUUCAAUGCCUGAUAGCAUUGGAGGCUUAUCAUGUCUAGAAUCUCUAAACUUGGAUGGGAACAACUUUACUAGUUUGCCUGGAUGUUUAACUCAACUUUCUCAUCUUCAACAUCUUCAACUUUCUGGUUGCAAGAAGCUGGAAGUGUUGCCAGAACUUCCACCUAGCCUUCGUAGUCUUUCUGCAGAGGAUUGCACAUCCUUGCGUGAAGUACAAAGACCAGUUGGUUAYAAUAUUAAGUCAUACUUAGCCAUUUAUCUUAACAUCUGUCCGAAAUUAUUUAGGAAUCUUAGAAUUGAAAACCAGGUUUGUCUGAUGCAACCUCUACCUAAUCUUAACUCAUCUAUAACCUCCCACAGUUGUAGAAACCAAAUUUCCUCUUUGCUUCAAUUUAUGGAAUUCCCGAGUAACACAUGUGGAAUCUUCCGUAGAAAAGAAAGACAAUUCUACGGUCGUGACCGUUUGGAUAUAAUAUAUCAUGGAAAUAGAAUUCCACAAUGGUUUACAAAUACAAGUAUGGGAAAUCACUUACAAGUCGAAUUGCCUCCAAAUCUGUGCUACAAUAAGGUGAGGGGAUAUGGAAUUUCUGUUGUUUUGACACCGAAAAAGUCUUAUGGUCAUGAAGAUUACCACAAAUACUAUACACCAAAGUAUUAUGUGGACAACUUUGAUGGUACAUUUUUGGUUAAGCAUUGUGCAUUCUACCAUUACUCCAUUGGAAUCCCUAAGUCAGAUGUCAUAUGGUUUUGCUUUAUGAAUGUGGAAUAUUGGGAAUGGACGGAAGCGAAGAAYUUUGUUACUUUUUCAUUCAGAGAUAAUAAUGAUGUCAAGGUAAAAGAGUGUGGUGUAAGACUUGUUUUUGAUGAAGAUAUACAAAACGAAGAAACGGAUUUCAGUAUCACUCGGGAACUCYCGAAUCCAACACAAGAUGGAGGUGCCUUCAGAAUAAGUAGGAAUGGUCAAGGUUUGUUUUGGUCGUGGUAG
Messenger RNA from Cynara cardunculus var. scolymus (artichoke), 2823 nucleotides. RefSeq names its product disease resistance-like protein DSC1. Gene Ontology annotation, biological process: defense response. The record is from RefSeq and is a predicted model, not a curated record. Gene Ontology annotation, molecular function: protein binding; ADP binding. NCBI's taxonomy places the organism in Eukaryota, Viridiplantae, Streptophyta, Magnoliopsida, Asterales, Asteraceae. Bases 1 to 2823 code for a protein of 940 amino acids. The transcript has 5 exons.